CAUGCAUCCAUGAAGGCCUGCAUCCGCGGAUAUAAAAGCUUAUAAAACGCGAGAGGAAAUGCAGAAAUGUUCGCUGUCUUCGUUUGGUGGAGUUAAGGAGGGGUAGAAGGAGGCACGGAACUCAGAGGAAGAGGAAGAAGAAGAAAAGGAGAAGGAGAUUUGCUGGUAGCGGAAAUGUCUGUAGAAACCAUGGCUUUAGCGAGGAGCGGGCUUGUGAAGGAGGCACAUUUCAGGGGCGUAAGGAAGCGGCCAUGGGGGAGAUUUGCGGCAGAAAUCAGAGAUCCGUGGAAGAAGAGCAGAGUGUGGCUCGGCACUUUUGACACCGCCGAGGAGGCCGCCAGAGCCUACGAUUCCGCCGCUAGAACCCUCCGCGGCCCCAAAGCCAAGACUAAUUUUUCUCUAGAUGAUGGUAAUAAUCACAACCCCGCCGUUCAAUCUUACGGCUGGAACGCUGCUGGAUCGGCGCGGCAACAUCACUGGUCUCAGCACGCUUUGCCUCUGCUGCAUCUUGACUCCCGCCAUCGCUCUCUCAGCGAGAUGGAAUCCAACAAGAGACGCCGAAUGCCCUCGGAAAGCUACGGCCGCUUUGUCCAUUUUGAUUCGGCUGCCGACGAGCAGAAGCCGUUUCCCCUUCCACUUGCUCCUCAAAGAGCACCUCUCUUGCCAGAUCUAAAUCUUUCCCCUGCAGAAAAUGAGGCUGUGGCUUAAUUUUUGCUAGUUUUUUUCUAACACUAGUUUUCUUCGCUGGCCUUUUGUACGCCUAAGGGAAAUUUUAACAUGUACAGAUUUUUGAAAUUAAUUAGAGUCUGCUAGUCUAUUAAAUGCUAAGGUCUUCGAUUAUGAUAUUAUUUAAUCACUGGAUCUGUGUUGCAUUUUAGAUUCAGCGCCGAAUCCUGUAGGAUUAUUAUUAUUAUGUAAGCCUUCGCAGGCCAUCGUUGAGUGA
Molecule: messenger RNA, 943 nt
Organism: Cryptomeria japonica (Japanese cedar)
Lineage: Eukaryota; Viridiplantae; Streptophyta; Pinopsida; Cupressales; Cupressaceae
Product: ethylene-responsive transcription factor 4
Exons: 1
Coding region: 175-708 (177 amino acids)
Biological process (GO): regulation of DNA-templated transcription
Molecular function (GO): DNA-binding transcription factor activity; DNA binding
Source: RefSeq, a predicted model, not a curated record